AUGUCGCGUCAGCCAAGAUUGAAGCAACCGGAACACUCUUACCAGACGUGGAAACCUCGUCUCGUUGGCAGAACAAAAUGGGACUCUCCUAUUCCUACAUCGAAGCGUUAUUGGGAGAAGUUCUGCGACGACGAAGAAAAGAAGUUGGUUAGAUCCCUUGAUGCUCCGUCCAAAAAUUCUAUCAUGCCACAUGACGGAUCGGGGGAUGGAAAGGUGUAUUCAAAGAAGACGUGCCCCUUUCACAGACACGAACCUGCAGUGAAAAUUUUCGACGAUGAUAUCGAGAAAUAUUUGAUAGACGAUCCGAGAGCGAGCGUCUCGCCGAAUCAAAGAUUGAGCGAAUUGCCGUUACCGCGUGAAGCUCCUAAAUAUCGCAAAACCAAGGGAAAAAUAAAUGCCGUUAAGAAAAUUAAAGCGAUUACUUAUCCACCAAAGAAAUUAGAUCAUCAACCGGAUGAUAUUAUGAAUUUAACGCGAUACGCGUACAAAGCUUUGAAGCAUUCGGCGCUUAAUAAAAAUUUGAAUUUCAAGUCUGAAAUGUGGGAAGAGACAUCGGAGAAAUCGCGCGCUUCCACCGACAGAUCGAUAGUAGAUACAGACGGCAUGAAGUCAGACGCGAGCGAAAGUCCCGCCGAAUCCGGGACUCGCAGCCCGGAAUUUCCUUCCUUUCACGAGCUGCGAGAAAAAUUGCGGGCAAUGUGGGGCCAAAGUAUCGAAGAGAAAGCUUUUAAGUACAAGCUCUUGGGGUCCGGUUCCGGCAAUUCCUCGAUGAUUCCCGCGAAAUCGCUGGCGAGGUCCGCGUUCAGCACGAAAUUCGCCAGAUACGAGACCCGGGAAAGCCGGUCGGCGAAUGUCUUAGACGCCCUGCCGAAAGUGUCGUGCUUUCGACGCCGGAACCGUGACAGGUGCUUGUCCUGCAUGCAUAAGUCCCCCCGAAAGAUGGACGAAACCGAAGGCGUCUGUUCGCGAGCGAUGUUGCUGCCGGAAGCCGAGGCGAGAGACGACAGCGGGUCGUCCAGUUCCGACGGGCUGCAGGAAUUUCAAGAGGAACUGCGAACAAUACUAUGCGCUCGGCUAGAGGAAAUUCCGAGAUAUCCUGAAAAAGUCAAGGAUGUAUCGGACAAAACGACACCCUCGUCGCAUCGAGUGGAACAAGAGGACACUACGAUUUCGACGAAGGUUGACCCGAAUCAAUUGAAAGGUAAAACGCCGAAAACCACCGGGGGCUCCUUGUCCAAAUCCCCGAAGGGCGUGAUAAAAGCCACUUCCAGUUUGAUCUCGAUAUCCUCGGGACGAUCGAAAAUCUCGUCCUCGGAGACGCACACCUCCGACGACGAGGAGCCGUCGUCACCACGCACGCUUGGCGACGACCCGUCGCGGUACAAAAACAUGGCACCCUGUCACUUGCCCACGGUCCUUCUGCACAGUAUGGAGCCUUUGCGGGCCUUGAAGCAGAGGAAACCGACCACCAUGGAGGCGCGAAUCGCCCUCAUGGAGAGCGCGACGUCGACGAAGGAGAAAUCCGACGACGAGUAUUACGAGGGCGCGAAGGCCCAGAGCGCGCCGGAAAAGAAGUCGAGGACGGUCGAGGAAAGGCCCGGAAAAAUCGGCGGGGAAAAGGACGCGUCCUUGGUGAGGCCGAGGGCUCUGUUGAAAGUUAAGUCGGAGCGGCUGAUCCCGUCAAUUGUAGAACCCGCGCGAAAGGACGAGCUGAGACGAGGAUACAGUUGCGCGAGCAUCCAGGAUUUAUCGAAGGAUUCUACGAGAGGUACGCUCGAGAUUCCUCGCAACGAGGCGGAAGAUGAGCGAGGGGAGGUAAUCUCUUCGGAGGAGGUAGACUCCGUGAAAGAGUCGGCUCCUCCCGGCCGGACGACGGAGGCAGAGAGACGCGCGGAAUUACCGCUGUCGACGGCCGCCGAAAUCUCACGAUUUCUAGAGGGAGCGAUUCGCGAAGACGAGUCGCCGGCGAUCGUGCUGGAAAUGCUCGCGAACGAGUUUUCCUCGCGGGUGAUAAAGCAACACGACGCCGGCACGGCGGCGGCAAUAAGGCGCGCUAAAUUAGCCGCGAGAUUAACGAAGUUGUUGGCGGACUCGAAGCGUUAUUUGAGCCCUGAUAAGUUCCCGUCUGACCUCGUUUUCUCCGUGAAACAGCCCCCCAUUUUCAAUUCCCGCCUGCUCCAACGUAUUCUGCCGCUCGACUCCUACGAUCUCGUCGCACCGAUAUUGGGCAUGCCGUUCUGUUGCCCGGAACCUGUGCUAAAGAAGAAGGACGUGCGUAUAGAGAUUUACGAGGAGGAAGAGUCGGACGGCGAGGUCCCCUUCGACUUAGUGGUGCAUCCCCCGACGAGCAAAGACAUUUCGCGGGAUGAAGUAGGUCAGAUCAAAUUGAAUCCUUACGCUCUCUUUUUGAAGAAGCCGCGACGCAAGGUUGUCACUUGGCGUCCUUUAACGGCGGAAGACCUCAAAGGCUACGAUCCCGAGGCCACCCUCGAAAUGAGAGCCAGAAAUAUUACGGACAGGAUAUGCCGUGACUUCUGCGAGUGGCUGCGCGUUUUAGGCGGCACCGACAAACUCAUCGACGAGGACGUCCUCCGAGAUAUGUUCGAGAUUGAAUUUACGGCCGAGGCCAAUAGAACGAUACAGAUGUCGAUGAAGGAAAUGCCGAUGGUGCCCAGCGUGGUAGCCGCAGCGAGACAAUGUCACGACGCGGCCGAGCUCGCUAUGACCAGGAAGCACCUGAUUAGAGACGCCGAAGCGGAGACUAAGCCGGCCAAAACAAUGGCGUUCGGCACCAUGAUACCCUGGCAACAUCAAUUUGUACCGCCCGAGAAUCGCGUGGAGGAGACGUGGAUGCGGUGCGAAAACGUGAUGCUGGAUCUCGAGACGAUGGAUGUGGUUUGGGACGGGAUAACGCAUCUGGAGAGCGUCAGGUCCUUCGUCAAGUGGCUUCGCGAGCGUCCGCAGAUCUCGCUGCCGGACGCGCUGAUGAGCGCGAAGAUCACGAAUCCUUGGAAACGGUCGAUCGCAAGCCAUUCUCUCGCGCACUAG
Dinoponera quadriceps is the source of this 3048-nucleotide messenger RNA. RefSeq lists its product as uncharacterized. The coding region runs from base 1 to 3048 and encodes 1015 amino acids. The record is from RefSeq and is a predicted model, not a curated record. The transcript is spliced from 8 exons. NCBI's taxonomy places the organism in Eukaryota, Metazoa, Arthropoda, Insecta, Hymenoptera, Formicidae.